Melospiza melodia melodia is the source of this 1051-nucleotide messenger RNA. It is a transcript of the gene POU2AF3, whose product is annotated as POU class 2 homeobox associating factor 3. The transcript has 6 exons. The record is from RefSeq and is a predicted model, not a curated record. NCBI's taxonomy places the organism in Eukaryota, Metazoa, Chordata, Aves, Passeriformes, Passerellidae. The coding region runs from base 1 to 819 and encodes 272 amino acids. Gene Ontology annotation, molecular function: POU domain binding; DNA binding.
AUGCCGCCUGCCAAGGCAGGAGGGAGCGGGGAGGGCGGGGAGGAGGGAGGGAGGAGGCACGGCACGAUCGGCUGCUGCCCGCCGGGUGCCAGCGCCGGGUGCCGGCUCGGCACGGGGCUCCGCGGGCACCGAGCGGGGCUGCUGCCGGGCUGGCACACGCGGCCGGGGGGGCACAGGGGACCCCGCACAUCUGGUGUUUUUCCACAAAUUCUUCCAGGAAAGCCCAAGGUGUACCAAGGUGUGAGGGUCAAGAUCACAGUCAAGGAGUUGCUGCAGCAGAGGAGAGCACGACAAGCAGCCACUGGUUCAGCAGUUCCUUGGGACAGCAGCAGCAGCAGCAGCAGCAGCAUCCAGUUUGCAGAGCCUGUGUCUCCGCCUCACCCAGAGCCUUUUGAAGCAGAACCCAUCCCUUCUGUGCCCAGCUGCUGCCCACCCUGGCAGUUUCCCAGCUGCCUGUCCUGUGAGGAAAGCCCUGGGUACCUGGAGCAGCUGAUUGAUUCCUGCCUGCAGUCAGAUGCCCCCUCUGAGCCAGCCCUCAGUGCCUUCCAGCCAUCCCCACACUACACCCCAGACACCUUCCAGCCAGUCCAGCUCUGCUUCAACCAGGGCCUGGCUGCCAGCUCCCCCAGCUCAGCAGACCUGCCCAGCCCGUGGAGCUCCAGCUGCUCUCCCCCCCAGCUGUCUCCCCUCACCCCGCUGACCCCCAGCCCGCCCUACAGCUGCCCCAUGGAGGAGUGCUGCCUGGAGCUGCUGCCACCCCUGGCCGUGGCCGAGGACUUCUUCAGGAGGGACAGGAGCUGGGACAUCUGCUACAGCUAAUGGGGGCUGUGGUUUCACACAUCCACUCUAUCCAAAUCAGAUCAAAUUGCCCAUGAACUAUGCAAAGUUUGCUGCCUAACACAGCCCAGUUUAUCCUUCACUACUCACACUUUUUUACACGAUGCUGUCACUACAUUGAUCUACGGUCAGGGGGGGUUUGUUGGUGGUUUGGUGGUUUGGUGGGGUUUUUUCCCUGUUUUUUUUCAUUGUUGCUCUUUUUUAAAAUAAAUCU